Parasteatoda tepidariorum (common house spider) is the source of this 461-nucleotide messenger RNA. The record is from RefSeq and is a predicted model, not a curated record. Lineage: Eukaryota; Metazoa; Arthropoda; Arachnida; Araneae; Theridiidae.
UUCAGACUUUCUAGAUUAACUGCAAUGUUUAGUCUAGAUAGUGUUUAAAAGAUUUUUUACGUUAUAUGUAGUAAAAGAAAUAUAACUUUACUUAAGACUAAUUCUAUUUCAGCAGCGCGCGUAUAAAAUCAAUGUUUAUUUUAGGUUUCUUACCAGCAGUAGACAGGUCUGCAAGAGGUAACUAUGGGCUUAUGGAUCAGGUAGCGGCUUUACACUGGAUUCAAGAGAAUAUAGAGGAAUUUGGAGGUGAUACUGGAAAUGUAACUAUAUUUGGACAUGGAUACGGAGCUGCUUGCGUUAAUUUGUUAAUGUUAUCUCCUAUGGCUAGAGGUUUGUUCCAAAGGGCUAUAAUGCACAGCGGAUCUGCUUUAAGCCCAUGGGCAAUUGCUAGAGACACUAUCACCCAUACACUUCAUAUAGCUCGAGUUCUCGACUGUCCGGCUCAAGACAGCACUGCACUG